CAGCUUCGAGUCGGUAAGAUCUGAUUUCUAGACCCAGCUCUGUUGGACGAGUUGUGAACAAAAAAUUAUACACUAUCAUUCACCCUUUCGGUGCUUUAUUUCCUAAGGCAUGGGAUGGGAACAAUGAGUAUCCGUCCAACCUACUUCACCAGCUUGUGAAAAACUAGAGUGAGAGAACACAUCUGAAAGCACUGGGUAAUGAUGAGGCAGGUUAUACUGAAACAUGCACUGCCAGAGUUUGAACCAAGUUCUGCUGAAGACAUGUGUGACCGCGGUCAGUCAUAUAAAUAUGAACGGUUCCCCAACUUGUAAAACGUAUUCUUUUCAUGUCCGCCAACUGGUAGGAGCGAGGAGUGUCGGGGCGUUAUUGGAGCCGUUUCUCAGCGCUCCACAGUGCACACCAAGAGGGCAGGUGUCCUUGCACUCGGUUUCUAAACUCUGGCUCUGGGCUUCUCUAGCCUCGCUCUCUUAUUUACAGAUGAAGAAGGCUCAGAGACCGAGUGACUUGUCCACGGUCACACAAGGAGUACUGUUACAGAAUCGAUUCCAGGGCCACCGGGUCUGGGAGGCAUUUGGCGCGGUGGCUGUUGGAUGAGCAGCCAGCAAUGGCGGCUCUGCAACGUCGGCACCGCAAAGCAAAGCCGAGGCUCAUCACCUAGCGGCCGGUUCAGGCACUACAAGAAAAGUGCCGUGAUAAAAGACUCUGGGUGCUGCGGCAGACGGGAGCCAAUACGCGCUAAGUUCGCUUUGCUAAUUUCUUUUUUCUAUUGGUCCUUCCAACUGUCAAUCAAUUAUUUGCCUGUCUCUUAUUGGCUGGCCGUCAAUCAUUUUACUCAGUCUACCAAUCACACGCUCCUUGCCAAGUGCUUUUUUUUUCGUCCUGACGUCUCUUUCUGAGUCUGACGAAUUUAGCCAGUUCCUUUAUUCCAUUGGCCAGAUCAGACUCCUCCUCUCGUUUAUCCUGUUGGGGGCGGAAGUGAGAAAGCCCUUAUUCGUAUUGGCUUAGAUUUGCAAGGGGCAGUUGUCUAUCAAAUCUAUCAAGACGCCCUUAGCGCUCAGGAAGUACGAAACCGGAAGGGGUGGGCUUUGCGAAGAUGGCGGCUCUGGGGGUGCUGGAGUCAGACCUGCCAAGUGCCGUGACACUUCUGAAAAAUCUCCAGGAGCAAGUGAUGGCUGUAACUGCACAAGUGAAAUCACUGACACAAAAAGUUCAAGCUGGUGCCUAUCCUACAGAAAAGGGUCUCAGCUUCUUGGAAGUGAAAGACCAGCUGCUGCUCAUGUACCUUAUGGAUUUGACCCACCUCAUUCUGGACAAAGCCUCAGGAGGAUCUCUUCAGGGACAUGAUGCAGUUUUGAGACUGGUGGAGAUUCGCACGGUUUUGGAAAAGCUUCGUCCCUUGGACCAAAAGCUGAAGUAUCAAAUUGACAAGCUGAUCAAGACUGCAGUGACAGGCAGCCUUAGUGAGAAUGACCCACUUCGUUUUAAGCCUCAUCCCAGCAAUAUGAUGAGCAAGUUGAGCUCUGAGGAUGAGGAGGAAGAUGAAGCAGAAGAUGGCCAGUCUGAGGCUUCAGGGAAGAAAUCUGUGAAGGGAGUGUCUAAGAAAUAUGUUCCUCCACGCUUGGUUCCAGUACAUUAUGAUGAAACAGAAGCUGAGCGGGAGAAGAAGCGUCUAGAACGAGCCAAGAGACGGGCAUUGAGCAGCUCUGUCAUUCGUGAACUUAAGGAGCAGUACUCAGAUGCUCCAGAGGAAAUCCGUGAUGCUCGGCAUCCCCAUGUUACCCGCCAGAGUCAGGAGGACCAACACAGGAUUAACUAUGAGGAGAGCAUGAUGGUGCGUUUGAGCGUCAGUAAGCGAGAGAAAGGACGACGAAAACGAGCAAAUGUCAUGAGCUCACAACUUCAUUCCCUUACACACUUCAGUGACAUCAGUGCUUUGACAGGGGGAACUGCUCAUCUUGAUGAGGAUCAGAAUCCUAUUAAGAAGCGGAAGAAGAUACCUCAGAAAGGUCGGAAGAAAAAAGGUUUUCGGAGGCGGCGGUGAUUAUGGGUGUACAUAUUUGUAUAUUUUUUGUCAUCCUGAGAUACUUCUAAUUUCAUUGUAUAUAGGUGGUUUUCCCUGGAAUUCAUUAAUUGUUUGCUUUGGACAUGUGGAAAGAGCCUUACUAAUAAAAUUGAUUUUACUUAUGAAUUAAA
Messenger RNA from Gorilla gorilla gorilla (western lowland gorilla), 2194 nucleotides. It is a transcript of the gene NGDN, whose product is annotated as neuroguidin. Lineage: Eukaryota; Metazoa; Chordata; Mammalia; Primates; Hominidae. Gene Ontology annotation, biological process: maturation of SSU-rRNA from tricistronic rRNA transcript (SSU-rRNA, 5.8S rRNA, LSU-rRNA). The record is from RefSeq and is a predicted model, not a curated record. The coding region runs from base 1095 to 2042 and encodes 315 amino acids. The transcript has 11 exons. Gene Ontology annotation, cellular component: nucleolus; small-subunit processome.